CAAGAGAAACCAACGAAGAUCGCCGACUCAAUUGCCCAGCAUACUGGGAACGUGGAGAAGCCGAUCUGUAGUCGUAUUUGAUGAUUCCAGAUCUUGUCGACUGGUGCCAUUUUGGCCAUAGAGGAGAGGAUGAAAAGGCACGGGCGUUUCACGUAAAAUCGGAAACGCUGGUGUUUCACUGCGACCGAAUGUGCUCUGAAAAGCCUUUCCCUAAAAAAUGAGCUCUAUAAGGAAUAUUUCCCGAAGGUCAUUCAGAAUCUUGGAUAUAAAAUUGAAACAGAUUUAAAAACUGACAUUUUCGGGGAAGUACCGAUUGGGCGUCUCAGAUCGGUGUAUGGUUCCACUGGCGUAGAGUUCCCGCUGGGGUGUUUCAGCUCGAUAGAUAGCUGCUGCGACACGCUCCUGUCCUGAGAUGUAUUUGGGUGGUUCAUUAGGGUUACGUUGUAUAGUGGUGUCAGCGUAUUGGAACGGUGGCCGUUCGGUACCAAAGGAUUGACGACGUUGAAGGGUGGGGCGCGAUUCGGGACGCUGUUCUUGGUGCGACAUUCCGCGAAGGAUACCGCUUGCAGGCUCACGACGGCCUGUUGAUGAUGGCAGAUGACCGUUCGGGAUAUGCUGCUCGGAUUUCGAUGUAUAUGGUGUUGCCGUAGAGUUGCCAUAGACGAUAGUGUUGAGAUUUGAGAAAUCAUGCGAAUUCGAAUCAUGGACACCAUUGUGAUUGCGAUAGUUGUAGCUCUCGAUACUUGGCGUUGCUCGUUCACUUCUUGCUGGACUGCGACUACGAUCACGAGGUGGAGGUGUUGGAGGCUUGCUACGAAGGCGACCUCGUUUUCCUGGAGAAAUCGAAGAAACCAACCUUCAACGGUGUAUUGCGUUUCGUCUCGUGGACCACCUCGUUGUGCAUCUUUCUCGUCGUGGGCGUUUUUCAACUCCUGAAAGCGGGCGGCGUCUUUGAAAUAAUCCAAUUCUAUGGGAAUAGAAAACGUGGCUUCAGAAAAACUAACACAUUUCAUGGCUUUGCAAAUGGCCUUCGAUUCUAUUUCUUUCUCUCUCUCUCUCUCUGGCUGUCUUACUCGAACAAGACCACAGCUGUGUGGCGGUAG
Haemonchus placei is the source of this 1103-nucleotide messenger RNA. Lineage: Eukaryota; Metazoa; Nematoda; Chromadorea; Rhabditida; Trichostrongylidae. The record is from the annotation of a GenBank genome assembly.